AGCCACAGUGGGAUCGGAUGUGAUACACAGAAGAAAAAGAAGAUAUGUUUUACAAUUAACGCUAAUUGUACGGCGAUUUUAAGUCCUCGCUUCCGGGGCUUUCCGGGGUAGUGGUCACAUGACACGUCAUUACGUUCCGCUGAGAUACUAUGGCGCUUCCCGACUGGAUUGUAACGCUAAUUGCCGCUGCAUCCUUCCUCUGUUUCUUAUGUUUAUGUGUUCGCUACAGACGCUCAGGACAAGUGUUUUGGAGAAAACUGUUAAGCAAGAUAAUGGCCCGCACGGAGAAGCCGCUGUUCAGAAUCGCGUACACACUCUACACCAGGACCAGACUUGGCUACAUGUACUACAAGAGGCAAAUGAAAAAAGCCAGGGAACAUUACCCUGCUGGACAUUCCACAGUCCACCCCAUGGAGUUUAAUGAUAUAAAAGUAAUUCCCAUCUCGGUACUGUCUGACAACUACAGCUAUCUUGUAAUAGACACAGCCUCCAGUGUUGCCGUUGUUGUAGACCCUGCAGACCCUCAAACAGUCCAGGCAGUCCUUAAGGAAGAGGGAGUGAUGUUAGAAGCAAUACUCUGCACACACAAGCAUUGGGAUCACAGCGGGGGAAACAAAGGGUUGAAAAGGCUUCACAGCUCAUGCCGAGUGUAUGGAAAUGCAGCUGAUAACAUUCCUGGCCUUACGCACCCUCUCACGCACAAGGAUUCUGUAACAGUUGGUCGUAUGCACUUUAAGGCCCUCUUCACUCCUGGACACACAGUGGGCCACAUGAUCUACCUCCUGGAUGGCCAAGCGAUCGGCGCUCCCUCCAGCCUCUUCUCUGGUGACCUGGUUUUCCUCUCAGGUUGUGGGAGAAUGUUUGAAGGCAGUGCAACAACAAUGCUGUCAUCUCUGGACACAGUCAGCUCCUUAAGUGAUGAUACUCUAUUGUGGCCUGGUCAUGAGUAUGCAGAAGACAACCUGCUGUUUGCUGCUGAGGUUGAGCCACGCAAUGCUGCCAGGGAAAACAAAUAUCAGUGGGUGCUGCAGCAGCGAGGCCAGAAGAUGUGCACGAGUCCCUCCACUAUUGGAGAAGAGAAGCAGUACAACCCUUUCCUGCGCAGCCACUCUGCUGAGCUCCAUCUGGCUCUAGGCCUCCAGCAGUUUCAGGAUGAAGACUGGACUCAAUUCAGGGCUCGCGUGCUGGAGGAGCUGCGGAAACGCAAAGACCUCUACAACAGGAGAUAGUACUAGCGACAAGUCUGAUAAACAGCAGGGAACAGAGCAGUGAGCUCACCUGUAAAGGACAGUGGUACGAAAGCGGCAAUCUGCUACUGAGCUCUGAGGUACUGUAUAAAAGCCUGACCGGUUUUGUACAUUUAAAGGGGCAUUAAAUCAUUUUUGACCUUUAUCAACCUGUGUUAAUGACCACUAGGAACAAAGUCACAAUUUCAUUAUUACAUAAUCCAAGUACUAAUAAUCGUAUUACCUCUCCACAUGCUGUAUGUUGUGGUAAUUUUGUGUUUAUAGACAGAGUAGUGCUCAUUUAUUGCCUCUUUAACACAGAGUCAUAACAACAAUGUAGAUUUGCAUGAGUACCUUCCUGGUAUAAUCAGAUUUCUCAUUCUGGUGUGUGAAACACAGGGUGAGAACAGGUCUGCACAUUUAACAUUUACAUGCUGCUGAAGAGUAAUUAUUUUCUCCAUGGAAUAUGUGACAUGGACUUGAGUAUUUUGAUUGACUGAUUUUGAAUUGUUACUACAACUGUUAUAACAAUAAUGGUACCCUUAAUUUAACUAAUCGCACAAAUGCUGUUUGCUGAAUCCAAGAGUGUGUUUUCACUUUAAAAAAGAUGUUACUAGCAUUAGUUCUUUACGGUGCACGAUGUUUGGCUACUAACUCAGUUUUUUCCUGUAGGAAUUUUACUUUAAAAUAAAAACGGUAAGGAUUUAUCUGCUUGUGGGCCAAAGAUGAAACACAUUUUGUAGUAGAGACAUUUUUUGUGCCUCUCAGAAAAUGGUUUUUGCUCAAGUAAUUGUUUGGCAUUUAGAACUGUAUUUUUUACUACAUGUCACUACAUGAACAGCAGCAUGUGUGAAAGAUUUAACAGACACUGCAUUGUAAUAUAUGAAAUAUGACUAAAUCGCUAUUAAAAAGAUUAGUUUUUUAGCUAAUUUUAAAUUAAUUACUCAUGUCUGCCAAUUAAACUGAAUCAAGCUAUCUGUAGACAUACACUGCUUUGCAAUAAGUUUUAAUUGAUGUUUAAAAUGUGUAAUAUUUAGGUUGUUGAUGGAAUUGGACAACUUUUCAUUUUGUUUCUAAUAUGAGAGUACAAUUUGACAUUGACUGACACUCAAUUGAAGGAAUGUUUUUAUAAUGAAUCUGAAAGUCAAAAUGAUAAAUAUUUUUUAAUAUAUUGAAGCGUUUAUUAUACUGUGACAAUACUGAGGAGGAAAAUCAUUUUCAUUGUAACAAUGUGUUUUUUUGUUGUUUUUUGUAUGUGUUUUUAUGAAGGAAGUGUAAUGCAGCCUCUGUUUAGGUCGAGAUGGGCCAGAAUGCAAAGAAAUAAACCUUGAAACUUUUGAGGAGA
Seriola aureovittata is the source of this 2571-nucleotide messenger RNA. It is a transcript of the gene pnkd, whose product is annotated as PNKD metallo-beta-lactamase domain containing. Gene Ontology annotation, molecular function: hydroxyacylglutathione hydrolase activity. Gene Ontology annotation, cellular component: mitochondrion. The transcript is spliced from 9 exons. The record is from RefSeq and is a predicted model, not a curated record. The coding region runs from base 150 to 1229 and encodes 359 amino acids. Lineage: Eukaryota; Metazoa; Chordata; Actinopteri; Carangiformes; Carangidae.